AUGGGUUGCGUACUGGGACAGUAUGACGAGUCGGGGAAAAGAGAAAAGGUAAUUUACUACCUCAGUAAGAAGUUCACAGAGUAUGAAGUAAAGUACCCUUCAAUUGAAAAAUUUUGUUGUGCAUUGAUUUGGAUGGUUCAAAGGCUCAGACAAUACAUGUUGUAUCAUACGAUAUGGUUAAUUUCAAAACUGGAUCCAAUAAAGUGCAUGAUGGAGUCACCUGCACUCUCAGGAAGAAUGGCACGAUGGCAGAUCCUUCUGACUGAGUAUGACAUCGCAUAUAAAAAAGAGGGCGAGUCAUCAAAAGAGGAAUCAUGGAAGAUGAGCUUUGAUGAUGCAUCGAAUGUAUUGGGGCAUGGGAUCGGAGCAGUCUUAGUGUCGCCGGAAGGGGAUCAUUACCUGCUCACUGCUAGAUUGAAUUUCUUCUGUACCAAUAAUAUAGCAGAGUAUGAAGCUUGCAUCAUAGGACUCCGUGCAGCCAUCAGGAGGAAAAUUAAAAUUUUAGAGGUACACGGGGACUCAGCAUUAGUCAUUUACCAAAUUCGUGGAGAUUGGGAAGUAAGGGAUUCAAAAUUAGUAAAGUAUCACGAUCUCGUUGCGGAACUAGUAAAAGAGUUCAAUGAAGUGACUUUUAACUACUUUCCACGGAAAGAGAACCAACUGGCUGAUGCCCUGGCCACUUUGGCUUUAAUGUUCAAAGCAAACAAAGAAACUGAAAUAAUGCCUAUCCAGAUGAGCAUACAUGAGACCCCCUACACUGUUUUAGCAUUGAGGAGGAGUCAGAUGGACGACCAUGGUUCCAUGAUAUCUUAG
This is a messenger RNA of Gossypium raimondii (Peruvian cotton), 813 nucleotides long. RefSeq lists its product as uncharacterized. The record is from RefSeq and is a predicted model, not a curated record. Bases 1 to 813 code for a protein of 270 amino acids. The transcript is spliced from 2 exons. NCBI's taxonomy places the organism in Eukaryota, Viridiplantae, Streptophyta, Magnoliopsida, Malvales, Malvaceae. Gene Ontology annotation, molecular function: RNA-DNA hybrid ribonuclease activity; nucleic acid binding.